CUUUGUGAUUAAUCAAGGGCAAAUGUAGCCAUCACACACCUUUCCAACUGCACCACUUGUCCUUGUUCUAACAUGCUUAGCUACCUCAGAGUGCAUGUCAUUCCCCAAAUGCAUGUAUAUUAACUUGCUACUUCUACUGCCUUGACCUUGCAGUUAACCAGCAAGCAUGAGACCAUCUCAGGUUCGAUACAUAUCAGCACUUGACUCUGACCUCUCUCUGUAUCUCUACCCUUAGCAGCUUGGAUCACUUUCCUCCACAGUCUUGAGCUGUCGAUUCCUUAGACAUGGGGAGGCACUCAUGCUGCUACAAGCAGAAGGUGAGGAAGGGGCUGUGGUCUCCCGAGGAAGAUGAGAAGCUGGUGAAGCACAUAACAGAACAUGGCCAUGGGUGUUGGAGCUCCGUCCCUAAGCAAGCAGGUCUGCAGAGGUGUGGGAAGAGCUGCAGGUUGAGGUGGAUAAACUACCUACGGCCUGAUCUCAAGCGAGGGACGUUCUCGGAGCAGGAGGAGAGCCUCAUCAUUGAGCUCCAUGCAGUGCUGGGAAACAGGUGGUCGCAGAUCGCAGCUCGGUUGCCGGGUAGGACCGACAACGAGAUCAAGAACUCGUGGAACUCCUGCAUCAAGAAGAAGCUCCGGCAGCGAGGCAUCGACCCCAACAGUCACCAGCCUCUCGGCGACUUCAAGAUGCCAACUGCGACCCCGGAGAGCUUCAACCGUGCAGUGGCCGAGAAUUCAAUGGCGUCGACCUGCCUAUCCGAUCCAAUGGCUGUCUUCUCCCUCGCACAGUUGAGCUUUCGCCCUGACGACAGUCCCCAUUGCAGCACAGUGAUCGAUAGUAGUCGGAGCAGCAUGAGCAAAGCUAAUGGAGUGGAGUUACAGAGCAGCUGCUCCUUCGACGGUGGCAUCCUCCCUUGGUCAGAGUUGGCCCCGGACACGGAUGCACAGCUCCACCUCGAAGGGGAGUCAGAAGACCUCAAAUGGUCGGAAUACCUUCAAGGCGUCUUCCCAACACCAUCAGCAUCCCAAACCCAAACCCAACAGUUUGGUGCUUGGUGCUUGGCACCAGAACCAGAACCAGCAACAGUUUCUGCUUUCAGACAUCCAUGACAAGGAUUUCUAGAUGAUGCAGAUGGGUUCUGGCCAACUUUAGAUCGUCUAAUCCCAACUCAGAAAGAAGAAAUUUAGAGACAGUGACUCGUGUGUGUAUGUCAUCACAUAUCGAGUAAGAUUUCUACUCCUAGUUUACUGUUUCGGUCUGCUUUUCCUAUCUCAAUGUCAGUCACUCUCAGAGAUGCAAAAGGCUUGUAUCUCUGCAGACAUGAUUUGUAGCUGGUGGUUUGAGAGGCCAUUGGUGUGGGUGUCUCUUUAAUGCAUGGGCUCCUCCUGAUGCUGAUACCUUUUGUUGCA
Messenger RNA from Musa acuminata AAA Group (dessert banana), 1406 nucleotides. Its product is annotated as transcription factor MYB61-like. The record is from RefSeq and is a predicted model, not a curated record. The transcript has 3 exons. Lineage: Eukaryota; Viridiplantae; Streptophyta; Magnoliopsida; Zingiberales; Musaceae. The coding region runs from base 285 to 1106 and encodes 273 amino acids.